AUGACAUCAACCUCUCCAGCAACCCCCAUCACUUCAUUCGACGAAGUUCGGCAGCAAUGGCAAGAAUUGCUGGGCCGGUCGGUGGUGAACAACCUGUACAUCACGCCCGAGUGGCAGGAACUGUGGUGGAGCGCCUUCCAAAACGGCCGGUCGUUGGCAGGAUUUUACCUGACCGACGCUGCGGGCCAACUAACCGCCCUGGCAUCACUGUCGCGCUGUGGCGACAAUUUUUCCUUCGUGGGCAACAGCGACACGUUUGAUUACAACGAUUUCGUGAUCGCCCGCGGGACAGAGCCGGCAUUUUUCCCGGCUCUGCUGGACGCAAUCGACUCGGGCGGCGGCCGACAACUGGACCUCUAUUCGGUUGGGGAAGAUUCUCCAACGUUGGCGAUGCUCCCCGAAUUGGCGCGGGCACGCGGAUAUUCGGUGGACAUUGCGGAGGAAGACGUUGCGCCACGAAUUGAUCUGCCGGCCACCUGGGAUGAUUAUCUGGCAGGGUUGAGCAAAAAGGACCGGCACGAGCUGCGCCGGAAACUGCGCCGCCUGGAGGCCCACGAGAACUGGCGGUGGUUCUGCGUUUCGGAUCCGGCCGAGGCCGCCGACCGCACGGACACGUUCCUCGCACUGAUGCGAGACAGCGACCCGGCGAAGGCUGAAUUUCUCACCGCUGACCGGGAAGCGUUCUUCCGGCGGCUCAUCGCGGCCACGGCGGCCCAGGGAGUUCUCCGGCUCUUCUUCUUGGAGAUGGACGACAAACCGGUGGCCGCCUCACUGUGCCUCGAUUACGAUGGCGUGCGGAUGCUGUACAACAGCGGUCACGAUACGGAAUACCGCUACUACAGCGUCGGGUUGCUGCUCCACGCGCUGUGCCUGCGUGACGCGUUGGAAGGGGGAUAUCGAUACUUCGAUUUCCUGAGGGGGAACGAACCCUACAAAUACAGGCUGGGCGGUCACGACCACCAUCUCUACCGGAUAACGCUGGAGCGCCCGGGUUAA
Molecule: messenger RNA, 996 nt
Organism: Geodia barretti
Lineage: Eukaryota; Metazoa; Porifera; Demospongiae; Tetractinellida; Geodiidae
Source: the annotation of a GenBank genome assembly